Messenger RNA from Cornus florida, 710 nucleotides. RefSeq names its product signal recognition particle 14 kDa protein. The transcript is spliced from 4 exons. Lineage: Eukaryota; Viridiplantae; Streptophyta; Magnoliopsida; Cornales; Cornaceae. Gene Ontology annotation, cellular component: signal recognition particle, endoplasmic reticulum targeting. The record is from RefSeq and is a predicted model, not a curated record. Bases 140 to 496 code for a protein of 118 amino acids. Gene Ontology annotation, biological process: SRP-dependent cotranslational protein targeting to membrane. Gene Ontology annotation, molecular function: 7S RNA binding; endoplasmic reticulum signal sequence receptor activity.
AAUUCUCUUUUUCCCUAGUUAUAAAUACUCCGUCUGUAUAUGCGUAUUGUGUACUGGAUCGUGAGAACGAACGAUUCACUUUGAUUCAUUAGUGUUUCGCCAUCGUGAUUGAUCUCAACUCUCAAGCAGUAGUUUCGCCAUGGUACUUUUACAGCUAGAUCCAUUUCUCAAUGAGCUUACUAGCAUGUUUGAGCGCAGCACAGAAAAAGGCUCUGUUUGGGUUACUCUUAAACGCUCAUCCUUGAAGUCCAAGGUCCAGAGGAAUAAAUUGAAAACUGAUGGUGAAACAAUUGAGUACAGAUGCCUUAUUCGGGCAACUGAUGGCAAAAAGACAAUUUCCACUUCGGUGGGGGCAAAGGAUCACCAGCGCUUCCAAGCUUCUUAUGCAACUAUUCUCAAGGCCCAUAUGACUGCUUUGAAGAAGAGGGAGAGAAAGGACAAGAAAAAGACUGCAGGGGCAAAGAAGAAAAGGAAGGUUCAAAGGAACACUGUUUAAACUUUAGUAGUUCUUGAAGUUUUCAUGACUGUCUCCCAAAAUUUUAUUCUGUGAUUUUUCGAUCUUACAAAACCUUACAUUUUUGGUCUAAACUUUGUGCAGUACUUACAGUGAUCCAAGAGAUAUGCGUGUUUGUUUAACUGCUAUUCUUUUGACAAAUAUGAUUCACAGUUGAUGAUGAAAUGCAUGAAUCUCCAGUUAAAAUUGUUACAAA